AUGAUUCUUGUGAUUAGUGGUAUCACGUUUUUUGUGUGGGAUUUGAUCUUGAAGGCAGAUGUGAUUGCUCAUGGUUGUGCCCAAUCUGUUGCUGAUGUUGGUGAGACAGCUGUAGACGUAACCCUGUCUGAUGAAAAUCAAGAGAGUGUUGAUCUGCUGUGGGAAAAAGAUGGUUGCAGCAAGAUUGGGGAAGAGUCAGCUUUUAUCACAGUUGUUGCAAAGAAGACGAUGGAAUGGUUUCGCCAUGUCACUUCGACAAACAAGGGUGAAGAACAGAGAAGAAAAAACCACAUAUUAAAAAAUAAGAAGGAUGAAGCAGCUGCAGACUUUUAA
Messenger RNA from Striga asiatica, 333 nucleotides. The record is from the annotation of a GenBank genome assembly. Lineage: Eukaryota; Viridiplantae; Streptophyta; Magnoliopsida; Lamiales; Orobanchaceae.